Entrophospora sp. SA101 is the source of this 144-nucleotide messenger RNA. The record is from the annotation of a GenBank genome assembly. NCBI's taxonomy places the organism in Eukaryota, Fungi, Glomeromycota, Glomeromycetes, Entrophosporales, Entrophosporaceae.
AUGAUUACUCAAGUUGUAAUCUAUCAAACAUAUAAAGAUGUAAAAAUUUAUGAAGCUGCAGCAAUUUGUGAUUUUGAAGCAGAAAUUGAUGGCAAAUAUAAAGUUAAAGGUGUUGUGAAAGAAUUGAUUAAGCUGUUGAUGUAA